Myripristis murdjan (pinecone soldierfish) is the source of this 1876-nucleotide messenger RNA. RefSeq names its product protein mono-ADP-ribosyltransferase PARP15-like. Gene Ontology annotation, molecular function: NAD+ poly-ADP-ribosyltransferase activity; transcription corepressor activity. The transcript is spliced from 6 exons. Lineage: Eukaryota; Metazoa; Chordata; Actinopteri; Holocentriformes; Holocentridae. The record is from RefSeq and is a predicted model, not a curated record. Gene Ontology annotation, cellular component: cytoplasm; nucleus. The coding region runs from base 487 to 1560 and encodes 357 amino acids. Gene Ontology annotation, biological process: protein poly-ADP-ribosylation; negative regulation of gene expression.
GUGUCCCAGUCCGGGCAGUUCCCUUGUAAGGCUAUUUUCCAUGUGUGCGGACAAAAGGAUGCAGGCAUCAUUGAAGGACUGGUGCGUGACAUCAUUGCAUCUUGUGAAGCCAAAGGAUACAAGUCUGUGGCCAUUCCUGCCAUUUGCGCUGGGAUUGGUGGGCUGGAACCCAGUGCUGUGGCAAAUGCCAUCCUCAGUAGCAUCAGUGCCACUGUGCUGUCCACUCCUCUUCGGUGCCUCUCCCACAUCCGCCUUGUCCUGAUUAAGAUCAAUGUUUUCCUGGCGUUCAAAGAGGCAGCGAGGCAGAUAUUUCCUCGUGCUCUGUCCCACACAGUGUCAGCACCUCAGGCACCUCACGCACCGCUAUACCAAACUCCAGUCUCUGUAAGCACAAGGCCAAGCAGCCUCUUUACACCUCGCUCCACCCGUCAGCAGUCAGCCUUCCUGAUCCUGGGUUUGUGGAAGAAGGAUGUUGCCCGUGCCGUCAUGGAGCUGGAGCGAUUGUACCAGACUCAGUGCUCAAAGCAAAGUUUCCCAAAGAAAGAGUUGGAAGACCUUUCCCAGGAAAACAUAGAUGAUCUGACGCACCUGGUAGAGAUGCUGGGCCUGUGUGUGGAGGAGAGCCGGGACACAUGGACUGUGAGCGGGCUGAACGAUGAGGUUACCCAGGUGAUGCAGAUGUAUCACGCUUGUCUUCAUGGCUCUCUCCAGAGAGAGAUGAGAGGCAGGGAGGAGGAGGAAGUGUUUGGCCGCGUGGCUUGGUGCAUCCUGGGAUUGAGAGGUGACUGGGAAAGGCUUCCCAAAGCAGCCCAUCAUGACCUGGAGAAAAAAGAUGUGAGGGGAGGGAUAGUGGAUGCACACGGGGACCAGUGGAACGUCAAUCUGGCAAAAUUGGAGGCUGUAGCCGCAGCAACACGGCAAACAACGCAGCUGAAACGACUUGAGAAUCUAGCUGACUUCCCUCUUCCACUGUACUGGGACAACAUGGUUUCCGGUGACCAAGUGAAGAUAGUUAAGCUGCAGUCUUCUUCUGUGGAGUACAAGAGGGUGAAGGAGGCCUUCAAACGAACUGUUCCCAAGACUGUAAUUAAGAUUGAGCGUUUGCAAAAUAUACAUCUCCGCCGUGGCUAUGAAGUGGAACACAAAAAGAUUUCUGAUAAGAACAAGCAGAGGAGGGAUGCAGGCGAGAAGUUGCUCUACCACGGGACGACCGAGGAAAACUGCCAGUCCAUCAUUAAAACUGGGUUCAACAGGAGCUUUGCAGGACAAAAUGCAACUGUAUACGGCGUUGGGACGUACUUUGCUGUCAACGCGAGCUACUCGGCCGACCCCACCUACUCCAAGCCAGCUACGGAUGGCACCCAGUUAAUGUUUGUGGCUCGAGUCCUGACUGGGCUUUACGCCUUGGGUGAAAGUGAGAUGAGGGUCCCUCCGCCUCGGGACCCCCAGCAUCCCCAUGACCGCUUCGACAGCGUGGUGGACAACGUACAGAAACCCAGCAUGUUUGUUGUGUUCCACGAUAACCAGGCGUACCCCGACUACCUGAUCACAUUCAAGUGACUGUGAGGCUGUUCUCAAUAUCUACUCCAGGUGGUAGCCUGGAGCUGAUCAUGCAUUUGGUCAUGUGUUUGUUUGUGAGUCUGUGUAUCUGUCUCACAUAUUACUGGGACAAUAAGUCUAAUACUUUUUGUGCACAGUUAUGACUGUAUGAUGAUCCUCUGAUGGUUGCAGGAAUUAUACCAAUGACAUUUAUUAUAUUGGGCAGGCAUUUGAUCUCAAAAUCCUGCUCCAGUAAAAAGACAAAAUGGGGUCUGAAUGGUUUUACAGAAACAAAUACAUAAAAAAUUUUAAAGUAAUGAAUUGACCUUUUAAGUUU